GAGAAGCAGGAGAGAGAGAAAGAGUGAGUGAGAGAGUGAUAGGUAAGGGGGUGAAGCAGCAGCGAGGCCGGUGCUGCAGGAAGCGGUGUCCGCAGUGCUCUGUGCGCGUCUCCGGGAGGGGGGAGGGAUGACGUCAACGCUCGGCUCGGUGCGGUUGCGGGUCCCGGCAGCCAGUUCGGACCCACACGGCUGCGUACAGGGGUGAUCCGGGCUGAUCAGGGGCAUGCCAUCGAUAAACAUGAAGCUGGAGAUGCUGACGCUCAUCGCCUGCGAGGUGGACGCCGAGGUCUUCACGUCCCCGAAGAUGCAGGAAGGCGGAUGGACGUUUGCAUGGCUCAGGCAGCCCCAGAAAGAGGAGAUUAUCUGCGGCAAGACACUCUUCUGAUUGCACUGAUCUCAGAGCUCUCUCCCGGUCCGCUGCGUGGUCCUGGCGUGUGGGAAGUAACUGGGGAUGAAGGUGAAGAUGAUGGAGCGGUUCGAGGCACUCUUCAGGAUGUACGACGAGCAGAUAUCCUUCCAGAUGUUCCAGAGCUUCUGCCGGGUCCGCAUCAGCUUCAGCGGCCCGGAGGCAGCAGCCCGCGCACGCAUGGAGCUCCACGAGUCUGAGUUCAAUGGCAAGAAGCUGAAGCUGUACUUUGCCCAGGUGCAGAACUCGGGCGAGGACAUUGACAAAGCCUAUUUGGCUCCUCCCCAGCCUGUGAAGCAGUUCCUCAUCUCGCCCCCCGCAUCUCCGCCCGUUGGAUGGAGCCAGAGUGAGGACGCCACGCCCGUCAUCAACUAUGACCUGCUGUGCGCUGUGGCCAAGCUGGGCCCAGGUGAGAAAUACGAGCUGUGUGCGGGUACGGAGUCGACGCCCAGUGUGGUGGUACACGUCUGUGAGAGUGAGACAGAGGACGAGGAAGUGACCCGCCCCAAGCAGAAGAUCGUCCAGACCCGUCGUCCUGACGGGCCCUCCACGGUCCUCAACUAAGUCCCCCAGCCGCCAUGGCAACAGCCUCCAACCCCGUCCUCUCUCGUCCUGAAAAAGAUGGCCACUAUUUCAGAUUUCAAAAAGAACUUUUAAAAUCACGUAAAACAGAGGAGACACAGCUGACGGUGCUGGGCUAGCGGGCUGACAGGCUGCUGUGGCCUGUGCAGGUGGUGGCAGCACACCCCUGUAUGGACCACCAGGGGGCAGCACACCCCUGUAUGGACCACCAGGGGGCAGCNGGCAGCACACCCCUGUAUGGACCACCAGGGGGCAGCACACCCCUGUAUGGACCACCAGGGGGCAGCGAUGCCCCUACUGAGAAUGCCGCAUCUGUAUCAUUUCAAGCGUUGCAGCUCCUGCUUGCUUUUUAUUUUUCAGAAUGAAUUGUUUUUGUAUUAUUAUUAUUGUUGUUAUUACUGCUGUUUCACUGGAAGAUGUUUCAUACUGAUGUUUUUUUGCCUCGCUUAGUAACAUUUUAGCUGACUUGUUGGGAUGCAGGAGACCUCUCUGACAGACAGACAGACAGACAGACAGACAGACAGACAGACAGACAGAGACAUGCACAUGGACACACACACAGUAACUGAGUGUAAAUACACAGGCUGCACUGUUGGGAUGCAGGAGACCUCUCUCACAGAGAGACAGACGGACAGACACACACACACACAGUAACUGAGUGUAAAUACACAGGCUGCACUGUUGGGAUGCAAGAGGCCUCUCUCACAGAGAGACACACACACACACACACAGUAACUGAGUGUAAAUACACAGGCUGCACUGUUGGGAUGCAGGAGACCUCCCUCACAGACAGACACACACACACACACAGUAACUGAGUGUAAAUACACAGGCUGCACUGUUGCUGUGUUGCUCAGUGUAUGCCAUUGGAUUCUUUGUUUUCUUUCUGUUUGUCUUGAGGGUCUGUUUCCUAAACGAAAUGUACAUUCUCUAUAUGUGUUUCAUAUCAGAGAGUGCAUCUGCGUCAGGAGCUGAGCUGAGCAGCGUGAAUCAUGAUGGACACUUCAGACACACGUGUGAGUCCCCGGGGCAGGUGACAGGCUCAGAGUCCUGGGUGCGAGUGAUGGUGGCGUCUGGCCGGACAGGGUCCUUGACUCGGAUGGCAUCCCUACACUGGGAGCGUUCAGGAAUGCUUCGGACUGAUGUUAUGGCAGAAAUAUGCCAUCCAGGUGAAGCUGGAAUUCUGGCGCGGAAAAUGAGAGGGGGACGGGGGAGAGGCAGGGGUGGGUCAGGAGGAGGGCAGAGUCUGCUUUCUACAGCAAAUGCAUCCCCAAACCUGCCUCUAUCGCUGCGCUUUGCACCUAGAGCAUGACGUCAUUGUCUCUGCACCGAUUGGGCCUUUCCCUCCCAUAAUUCCUUUCUCCCCUGUAAACAGUGUUUAACCCUUUGCCUCCCAAAAGCAGCUGCUAGGUGAGGUUUUGUUGACGAUGGCACGGCGUUUCCCCCCUCCUCUCUUUUAUCUCUGCUGCUUUCUUGCAUCUUGUGAUUCUGUGAACCUUCCCCUCAUGGAGCAUUUUGCCCAAAGACAACAUGUGUAAAUAUAUUACAGGAUUUGCAUCAUUUAGAAAUUGCCAAAAAAACCAAAAAAAAAAAAAAAACAGUUUUAAAAUGUGGGAUGGGAGCAUGAAAAAAAUGAAAGCCACACCUGCUGAGAACCCACUGAGAGGUCUUCAACAGUACUGCUGCAGGUCUGCUUCGCUUCAUCAGUCUGUGGCAUGGCGCCACCUGCAGCAUCGGGGUCGCGUGUGCGGGUCGUGUGUUUGGAAGCGCGCAGGGAUUACUCGUGGCCGUAGGGAGCCGGGGGUUCCCAGCCUGUCACAGGGCAGACGGGGGUGGGGGGACAGAGUGGAAGGGGGUUCUGAGCGACACCAUCACCUCUAAGGCUGGAUGCUGCUUUCAGACGUGAGCUUGUUCAUCUCAACUGGAGUCAGGCUGAAAAUGGGCUCAGUCUGAAUGAUCUCAGUACUGUCACUGUAUUGUUUGUUGAAAUACAAAUAUCGUCUUGUAAUGUAGUCGUUCUGAGAAAAAAGUAGCACUUCAGCAAUAAUUUCCAGUUAUCUGUAUUUCAUGUGUGUACUGAUUUCUGUAGAUGUUUUCUGUAAUUACUUGCUUAUAUUUGUGUAGAAGUAUAAAGAUCAUUUGUCUCAUAUAGAAAUAUAUAAAGUAUUCUUAAAUGUU
Paramormyrops kingsleyae is the source of this 3166-nucleotide messenger RNA. It is a transcript of the gene rcan3, whose product is annotated as regulator of calcineurin 3. NCBI's taxonomy places the organism in Eukaryota, Metazoa, Chordata, Actinopteri, Osteoglossiformes, Mormyridae. Gene Ontology annotation, cellular component: nucleus; cytoplasm. Gene Ontology annotation, biological process: calcium-mediated signaling. The record is from RefSeq and is a predicted model, not a curated record. Gene Ontology annotation, molecular function: calcium-dependent protein serine/threonine phosphatase regulator activity; nucleic acid binding.